AAUGAAUAAUUUGUUGAAAGUGAUGUAAGUGGCCAAAGAAGCGCCUGACAUGGUAGGAGUUAAUUUGCAUUAUUCGCAGCUAGUUGGCGAUAAUUUGAUAGCAAGAUUUAUGCGGUUAAAUGUAUCAGAUGUGUUUGUGACAUGUUGGAAGUGAGGGAAGAACGACUGUGAACUACUUCCCACCAGUGGGUCCUGAUAUGGAGGCAUCACAAUCUCCCAACUUUCUCCAGCCCUUUUCACCUGGGCUUGAUCCAUCAGACCUGCCGUCAACGAUGAUACAGGACAUUGACCUCCAUCUUGAAUGUGACGAUGAUGGCAACUUCUGUCUUCCAGCAGUUGCCGACAGCAACAAUGUCCUUUCUCAUUCAGUGAUCGGUCAGAACGUAAAUCUCAGUGUGACAUUCCCAGUCCCAAAACAAACUGAAAAAGCUGUAUUGGUGUUCAGUUGUUCGCAGUGUGACCAAACUUACAGCAAACACAGUAAGCUGGCUAAGCAUUUGCUUCAAGUCCAUGAGAUAGAAAAGAAUUUUCAGUGUACAGUUUGUUCUUUUGCAACAACGUCCACAAGACUGUUGAGACGCCAUUUUGUCAGGAAGCAUGUCACAAAAAGCGAGGAGAAGUUUCGUGAAUCAAGAAAAUGUCCAUCUUCUUCAGAUCAGUUAGGGAGUGACAAAUUGUGUUUUACUGCUACAAAUGCUGAUUCCACUGGGAAUACAAACCUUCAAUCACAGAGUUCUGAAAAUGAUGAAAAGUCUGCAUUUGACACAGAACAUUCAAAUGAACUUGAAAGCGGAACUGGUUUGAAUGUAACAAAGUUAAAAACAUCCCAUGAUGAAGAAGACAGUAAAGAGCAGCGGUUUGAUUUCAUGUGUUCUGAGUGUGCAUACAGGGGAAUAACACAAAAACAACUAAAGAUGCACUUUGCAAAUAUUCAUGAUCCAUCACGGGAGAUUUAUAACUGUCAUGUUUGUGAAUACUCAUGCAAACAGAAACGCACUUUUAUCAUCCACCAAAGAAUGCACAAAAAUGAAAAGCCGUUUAAAUGUGAUUUCUGUCAAAAAUCUUUUUUUGCCAUGUCGACCCUGAAACGACAUGCAUUGAUCCAUGCAACCGACAGACAGCAUAACUGUCCCUUCGAAAACUGUUGUCAGAUGUUUAGGUAUAAGGACUUGCUGAGGUCUCACAUUUCUAAAGUCCACAAGAAGUGUAAGAGCAACAACCUGACCCUCGAUCCAGAGCAGCAGGUAUCACCAUCCAAGUCGGAGAGUAACCACAAGAAAAAAACUCUGUUUGCCUGCAGUUGGAAAGGAUGUGAAAAAUCAUUCCGAGACAACUAUAAUCUGAAGUGUCAUUACUGCUUGCAUACAGGGGAGAAACCGUUAAAGUGUCCACGCUGUGAAUUUAAGUGUGUGCAACAAGCCUCCUUGAACUGUCAUGUGAAGAAAAUGCAUUGUGAAUUAUAAAUUCAUGAUUUUAGUAUAUCUUGUCCUGAUCAGAAUUAUCGUUGUUGCUGAGGGUGUAUUGGAUAAAAGAAUGUCAAGAAUAAAGUAUGCAGACCUUA
This is a messenger RNA of Haliotis rufescens (red abalone), 1561 nucleotides long. Its product is annotated as zinc finger protein 808-like. The record is from RefSeq and is a predicted model, not a curated record. Bases 198 to 1463 code for a protein of 421 amino acids. The transcript has 2 exons. Lineage: Eukaryota; Metazoa; Mollusca; Gastropoda; Lepetellida; Haliotidae. Gene Ontology annotation, biological process: regulation of transcription by RNA polymerase II. Gene Ontology annotation, cellular component: nucleus. Gene Ontology annotation, molecular function: RNA polymerase II cis-regulatory region sequence-specific DNA binding; DNA-binding transcription activator activity, RNA polymerase II-specific.